AUGGUAACGUUCAACCUCACUCCUUCUGUCUCUUCAACAUUCAUCCUCAAUGGCAUCCCUGGACUCGAAGCUUCCCACAUCUGGAUUUCCAUCCCUUUUUCUAUCAUCUACUUUGUCAGCCUCCUUGGAAAUUUCACACUUCUGUUUGUGGUAGGCAAAGAGCAGACCCUGCACAAGCCAAUGUACCUGCUGCUCUGCAUGCUGGCGCUCACAGACAUCAGUAUGUCCACCUCCGUUGUGCCUAAAGUACUGUGUAUAUUUUGGUUCAACUGGAAAGACAUUACGGUGGGUGGCUGCCUCACCCAGACGUUCUUCCUUCAUUCAGUUUCUGUGAUGCAGUCAGCCAUUCUUGUGACAAUGGCCUUCGAUCGCUACGUUGCCAUAUGUAACCCCCUGAGAUACACCACAAUCCUCAGCAACGCACGGUUAGCUAAGCUAGGGCUAGUGUGUUUGAUAAGAGCUGUUCUCUUCAUUCUGCCUCUGCCCCUGUUCCUGAAGAGGCUGCCAUUCUGUGCCAAGCGAAUUAUCUCAAACACUUUCUGCGACCACAUAGCUGUGGCAAAGCUAUCAUGUGGGGACAUCACAGUGAACAGCAUGUAUGCCUUGGUGAUAGCGUGUCUAGUCAUUGGGUUAGAUCUGAUGCUCAUUGUCCUGUCCUACGCUCUGAUCAUCAGGGCUGUCCUCAGAAUCUCCUCCAAAAAAGCCCACCAGAAAGCCCUCAACACCUGCACAUCCCACUUGUGUGUGAUGCUAAUAUUUUAUAUUCCCUGCCUAUUCUCCACACUUGCACAUCGAUUUGGCCAGGGCAUUGCUCCCCAUGUUCACAUCAUCAUGGCCAACCUGUAUUUUCUCAUCCCCCCCAUGCUCAACCCAAUCAUCUAUGGGGUCAAAACCAAAGAGCUUCGGGAGAAAGUGCAAAUAUACACCUGUCAAAUGUGCUCUCCUGUGGCCACUGAAUUUAAGUCUGCGUGA
Molecule: messenger RNA, 972 nt
Organism: Pelodiscus sinensis (Chinese soft-shelled turtle)
Lineage: Eukaryota; Metazoa; Chordata; Testudines; Trionychidae
Product: olfactory receptor 52N4-like
Biological process (GO): G protein-coupled receptor signaling pathway
Cellular component (GO): plasma membrane
Molecular function (GO): olfactory receptor activity; G protein-coupled receptor activity
Source: RefSeq, a predicted model, not a curated record